Kogia breviceps (pygmy sperm whale) is the source of this 4095-nucleotide messenger RNA. RefSeq names its product serine active site containing 1 (gene SERAC1). The record is from RefSeq and is a predicted model, not a curated record. NCBI's taxonomy places the organism in Eukaryota, Metazoa, Chordata, Mammalia, Artiodactyla, Physeteridae.
CCAGCUGCUAGUCGGGGCCGCGCGCGGGCUGGGAACGGCGGAGACUGGUGGUCUCCCUGCCAACCUGGUCCCAGGUAAACAGCUGGGGGUGGCUGAGUCCGCGUGCCGGCAGCACACAGAAUGUCCCUGGCUGCUUAUUGCAUCAUCUGUUGCAGAAGAAUAGGAACCUCAACUCCUCCGCCAAAAAGCAACACAUACUGGAGAGAUGUCAGAAAUAUAAUAAAGUUUACUGGAUCGCUUAUUUUAGGAGGUUCUUUAUUUAUUACAUAUGAAGUUCUGGCCUUGAAGAAGUCUUUGACAUUAGAUACUCAAGUGGUAGAAAGAGAAAAAAUGAAGUCAUAUAUAUAUGUGCACACAGUUUCUUUAGAUAAAAGAGAAAAUCACGGAAUCACCUACCAGGCAAGAAAAGAGCUUCACAAAGCAGUAAGAAAAGUAUUGGCAACAUCAGCCAGGAUAUUACAGGGUCCAUUUGCUGACACCUUUAGUACAAUUGACAUAGAAGAUCACGAAUGUGCUGUGUGGCUGCUCCUGAGCAAGAGUAAGUCUGAUGACAGAGCAGCACGACUGCAGGCUGUGCAGGAAAUGUCAGAGACCCAUCACUGGCAUGAUUACCAGUAUAGGAUAAUUGCUCAAGCCUGUGAUCUGAGAACUCUUAUUGGUCUGGCACGAAGCAAAGAUAGUGAUCUUCGCUUUUUUCUCCGCCCACCUCCUUUGCCAUCUUUAAAAGAAGAUUCUUCCAUUGAAGAAGAGCUCAGACAGUUGCUGGCUUCUUUACCUCAAACAGACCUAGAUGAGUGUAUCCAGUAUUUUACAUCUUUGGCUCUGAGUGAAAGCAGUCAAAGUCUAGCUGCUCAGAAGGGUGGUUUAUGGUGUUUUGGAGGAAAUGGACUUCCUUAUGCUGAAAGUUUUGGAGAAGUUCCUUCAGCUACAGUGGAAAUGUUCUGUUUGGAAGCUUUAGUAAAACAUUCUGAGAUACCCACACAUUGUGAUAAAAUUGAAGCAAAUGGAGGCUUACAACUACUGCAGAGGCUGUACCAACUUCACAAGGACUGUCCUAAAGUACAGAGAAAUAUAAUGCGUAUCCUUGGAAAUAUGGCUUUGAAUGAACAUCUUCAUUCUACUAUAGUUCGCUCAGGCUGGGUUUCCAUACUGGUAGAAGCAAUAAAGUCCCACCACAUUAUGGAGGCCUCACACGCCGCCAGAACCCUAGCUAAUCUAGACCGAGAGACUGUGCAAGAUAAGUACCAGGACGGCGUGUACGUGCUGCACCCCCAGUACCGCACAAGUCAGCCCAUUAAAGCAGAUGUCCUGUUUAUUCAUGGCCUUAUGGGAGCAGCAUUCAAAACGUGGCGCCAGCAGGACAACGAUCAGGAUUUAACUGAAAAGGUUUCAGAGGAUGAAACCAAGUAUACAACAUGUUGGCCCAAGUCGUGGUUAGCAAGAGACUGUCCUGCUCUCCGAAUUAUAUCUGUGGAGUAUGACACCAGCCUUAGCGACUGGAGAGCAAGGUGCCCUAUGGAAAGAAAGUCCAUCGCAUUCAGGAGCAACGAACUUCUGAGAAAGCUCAGAGCUGCUGGCGUUGGGGAUAGGCCAAUGAUUUGGGUAUCACAUAGCAUGGGAGGUCUUCUUGUCAAAAAGAUGCUGUUGGAAGCCUCUAAGAAGCCAGAAAUGAAUACUAUUAUAAACAAUACCAGAGGAAUAAUUUUUUAUAGUGUCCCUCAUCAUGGAUCCCAUCUGGCUGAAUACUCUGUUAAUAUUCGCUAUCUUCUUUUUCCCUCUUUGGAAGUCAAAGAACUCAGCAAGGAUUCUCCUGCACUUAAAACACUACAGGAUGACUUUCUGGAGUUUGCAAAAGAUAAAAACUUCCAGGUGCUGAGUUUUGUAGAAACACUACCAACCUACAUUGGUAGCAUGAUUAAACUCCACGUGGUGCCCCUGGAAUCAGCAGAUCUAGGCAUUGGAGAUCUAAUUCCUGUGGAUGUUAACCAUUUGAACAUUUGUAAGCCAAAGAAAAAGGAUGCUUUUUUGUACCAACGUACCUUACGAUUCAUCCGUGACACUUUAGCCAAAGACCUGGAAAACUGACAAUUGUCUUCUUCUGUUUUCACACAUGAACACAGUGCAAGAAACGUGGUGUUCUCUCUUUUUAAGCUCUAUGCAGUCACGCAAAUGUAGUCAUUAUGGCAUUCAUGUGGCCUGGAGUAUGCUGCAGGCAACAGAAUAUUGUUCUGUAAAACACAAACCCAGAAGUGGCGAUCAAAGAAAGAAGGGCUAGACUGGAUUCUUCUGAUUUAAAAACCUUCCAUAUGUGCCAGUCUAUGUUUUGCAAUGUUGUCCCUGGUGAUAGGGAGCGAGCUGCUAUGGCUAAAGGAUGUGAUCUGUGACUCUUGUCAUCUGACUGUCCCUGGCUCAUGCUGGGAGCAGCACUGAUGGCUUCUGAAGGGAGCGCCAUCACCGAUUUAUCACAGAAAUGCCUGCUGGAGGGUGCCUAAAAUGGAGAGAGAACGAACUAGGACAUAAAGACUCUGUUUGGGGUCAGCGUUUCCAUGUGCUGUAAGUUUUUAAAACUUGUCAGCGUAAACCUUUGUGUAACAUGUUAACUUUGUUACACGCCUUGUCAUCCAUGGGUCAUUUCCUUGUAAGUUUUUAUUUUCAUAUUGCUGAGAACAAAUAUUUCUCUUUUUAAAAAAUUUCUAGCCUAUAAUAAUUCUUUCCAGACUAUAGCUACCUAUACUUUGUUUUUCCCAGAUAAGAAUAAUAAAUCCAUUACUGAGCAGAGUGUGAAAUAAAACUAUUCUAAGCCAUUAUAUAUAUAUUAGCAAUACUUAAUAUGAAGAUUCUCAGAUUAUUUUUAGCUAAAUAAAGUAUACCAUUAUUUCUUGCUCAUUAGGAAAUGGUAUUAAUUGGUCUCCAGCAUGUGAGAAAUAGGAAAUCAUAGUGAUGACUUUAAAAAAAAAUAACAGCAUUAUUGAGAUAUAAUUCACAUACCAUAAAAUUCACCCUUUUAAAUGUACAGCUCAUUGAUUUUUAGUGUGUUUACAGAGUUGUGCAACCAUAACCACUAUCUAAUUUCAGAACAUUUCAUCAUCCCUCCAGAUAACCCCACACCCAUUAGCAAUCACUCCUCCUCUCCUCUCCCCCAGCCCCUGGUAAACACUAAUCUUCUUUCUGUCUCUAUGGAUUUGCCUAUUAUGGACAUUUCAUAUAAAUGACAAGUUUUUUAAAAUUUACAAUACGUGGCCUUCUGUGUCUGGCUUCUUUCUCUUAGUAUAAUGUUUUGAAGGUUCAUCCAUGGUGUAGCAUGUAUACAUGUAGUAGGACUUUGUUCCUUUUUAUGGCCAAAUAAUAUUCCAUUGUAUGGAUGUACCACAUUUGCUUAUCUGUUCAUCAGUUGAGGGACAUUUAGGUUCUUUCAAUGUUGGGGCUGUUAUGAAUAAUGCUGCUGUUAACAUUCAUGUACAAGUUUUUGUGUGGACAUGUUUUCCAUUCUCUUGGGUAUAUACUAGGAAUGGAAUUGCUGGGUCAUGGUAAGCUUAUGUCUACCAUUUUGAAAAUGAUGGACAUUUGUGGAAUGGGAUAGUCAAAGCUAAAAGGAGUACAGCCUCUGAAGGUAAACUGGGGGCAUCAGUAAAACUUAACAACAUUUAAUUGUUUAAUUAUGCAAAAACCUAACAAGUGACUUAACUACCUGUUUUGUUAUGUAGCUAUAGAGUGUGCUAGUUAGCUAUCAACAAUAAAUUCUAGCUAAUGGGAUCACGUGGGGAGAGGGGUGUAGAUAGGCUUGGUUCGUUUUCCUUUUCUGUUUUCCAUGAACCAUGGCAGAUGAACCAUGGCUGAAACAUCUGUUCAUUAACUUAGAGUAAUGAAAUGAACCCCCACUUUGUAAAAUCUCAAUAUAGCCAUUAUAAGCUGUGCUUUAAAAAUAAGGUCUGGGAGAGAGAACCAGUGUACUUCUGAAUGACUAUAGCUUUUCAGGCAGGUCACUUACCAUUUCUGUUCAUUCUGUUUAUGAAAUGGAUAUGAUGUAUACAGAUUCACUUCAUCAGUCUUAUAAGAUUUAAGUCAAUGAUGUUUUAAAAAUAGUCAUCACUGAAA